AUGGUGGAUCGUUUAGUGAACAGUGAGGCCAAUGCCAGAAGAAUCGCUAUGGUUGAGAGUUGCUUCGGCAGCUCUGGACAGCCUUUGGCAGAACAAGGCAGGGUCCUUGUAGGAGAAGGUGUCCUAACAAAAAUGUGCAGGAAAAAACCAAAAGCAAGACAGUUCUUUUUGUUCAAUGACAUCCUUGUCUAUGGAAACAUUGUUAUAAACAAAAAAAAGUAUAACAAACAACAUGUUAUUCCACUUGAAGAGGUCAAAUUGGAAUCCCUUAAGGAUGAUGGACAAUUCCGCAAUGGCUGGUUAAUUCGCACAGCAUCAAAGUCGUUUGCUGUGUAUGCUGCAACUGCCACAGAAAAAGAAGAAUGGAUGGCACAUAUAGACAAAUGUAUAGAAGAUUUGCUAAGGAAAAGUGGCAAACAACCCCCGUCAGAACACGCGGCGGUGUGGGUACCAGACAACGAAGCUUCAACUUGCAUGCACUGCAAGAAAACACAAUUCACUGUUCUCAACAGGAGGCAUCACUGCCGCAAGUGCGGGUCCGUGGUGUGCGGGCCGUGCUCUUCCAAGCGCUACCUGCUGCGCGGACAGAGCGACAAGCCGCUGCGCGUGUGCCUGCAGUGCUUCGACGAGCUCAACCGCGAGCGCGCGCGCCCCCAGGCGCAGGCGCCGCCCGCCACCACGCCGCCCGUGAAAGCAGAUGCUUCGGGCUCCGGCGGUGAUUCGUCAGCUGACGAAGACAGUGACGAUGAGGGUGUAACCGCUGAAGAGAACCACGACGAGUACAAACUGAAUUGUCCAAAGUUCUACGGUGACAGCGAAAAGACUGAAGAGACCAACAAUCAUUCGUCCAAGGAUUCCGCAAAGUGA
This is a messenger RNA of Arctia plantaginis, 867 nucleotides long. The record is from the annotation of a GenBank genome assembly. Lineage: Eukaryota; Metazoa; Arthropoda; Insecta; Lepidoptera; Erebidae.